CGCCGCCCAACCCUCUCAAAACCUGUACUCUCCCACCCAAAAACUUGCGCUCCUCCAACGCGCACAGUUUCCUUCUCUUUUUUCUUUCUUUAUCGUUUUUACCCAACGGGACUCUCCACUCAAUCAUACUUGUGUCUUUUCGCACAUUUGAUACCCACCAUAGAGUUCCUUGUUUUUUUUUGUUCCUCACGAAAACUACACCCCGCGCCAGAGCCUCAAAAAACGAGACCGUAUCGAUAAGGGCCACCUUUCAACGAAAUCUUACACAACCCUUCCGCCGCCUUUCAGACCGAGACCGGCAGAGCGUGUAGUGUGAAUCACUGCUCGUUAUAACCCGUUAAUUCACAGUUCCCGGCCUUUGAAAAACCUACUGGGAAUGCCCCAUCAAGAAUCGCCUCCAAUGGCCCCCGCGAUCAUUGUCGAUAAGGCCGGCUCCGCCCCUCCUCCCUCCCACGAAGAUGUCGCCGCUCUCCUCAACAGCAUUUUCACGGCCAAGACCUCAAAGUCCUCCGUCGAUGCCGCCUAUGGACUCAGCGAGGUUCUCCAGAACUCUGUCGGCUUCCGUGGCCUCAAGGGCUACGGUAUCCUCGAAGAGAUCACAAAGGCAGCAACAAACAAGAAGGAUGCCGUGCGGAGAGAGGGCGCCAUGAACGCCCUCGGCGCACUUUUCGAGAGGUUCCCUCGUGCACAGAGAGUCGCGGAGGUCGUGUUCGUGGUACAGGACCACGGACUCGUCGUCGCUGCUCUCGACGGGCUCGCCGAUAAGGCCGCACCGGUGCGCGAGUCCGCACAGUAUGCGCUCGAUGCGCUGUUUGACAACUUGAGUGCCGAGGCCAAGGUUUUCGGACUCUUGCCCGUGAUUGUCAAGUAUCUGGGAAAGAAGUCUGGCAAGUGGCAGGGUGCCGUUGGUGCUUUCGAGCUCAUUGGACGCAUGGCAGAUAAGGCUAAGAUGGGUAUGGAGAGCUUGGAGGUCGAGAAAGAGAAGGACGUUCUCCGAGAUGCCAUGGGCAAGAGGCUCGAGGGUCUCAUUCCCGUUGUCGAGGGAGGCAUGCAUGAUCUCAAGAGCGAGGUUGCAAAGCAGGCCAUCAAGACUAUGAACAGUCUCACCACCUUGCUCCAGAACGACGAUAUCGCACCCCGGAUACCCUUGCUCGUCAAGGCCAUCGAGGAUCCCUCCACACAGAGUCAACAGAAGGCUAUCCAUGCCCUGUCUCAGACCACUUUCGUCGCCAUUGUCACCUCUCCCGUUCUCGCUAUGGUCACCCCUCUUCUUGAGCGUUCUUUGAACACUCCCACAACUUCGCAGGAGGUUCUCCGCCAGACCGUUGUCGUAGUAGAGAACUUGACAAAACUCGUUCACGAUCCUAUCGAGGCUCGUGCUUUCUUGCCAAAGUUGCAGCCCGGUGUCAAGGCCGUUCAAGAUCGUGCUUCGCUCCCAGAAGUCCGUGAGAUCGGUGCUCGCGCGUUGGCCGUCAUGGACAAGGCCAUGGCCGACAAAGACGGCGGUGUCGGUGCCGUUGAACGUACCCAUGGACCCGAUGUGCUCCAGGUGUUGGAGAAGCAGAUCGCCGCUGCUGGUAGCUUGCAGUUCUUCCCCGGAGAUGACAUUGCGACAGUCACGAAGACGUACAUUUCUGAGAUGAUCGCUGAAGUUGUAAACCAGCGCCAAUUGGAGCGCAUCCCUAACUUGGUUGGGCCGUAUCUGGCUCCUUUGAUGACUGCUUCAGAAGGUGCCCAGGCAGUCACCGAAGGUGUACACAACUUCUAUGUCGAGGAGGAUCACCGCAAGUUUGGACAGCCAGUCAAGGAGGACGAUGGUGAGGUCGAGAUCGUCAAUGCCACCUUUUCUUUGGGUUACGGUGGCAUGUUGCUCCUUUCCCAUACCAACCUCCGUUUGUUGAAGGGACAUCGUUACGGACUUUGCGGUCGUAACGGUGCCGGCAAAUCCACCCUUAUGAGGAGUAUUGCCGAUGGAAAGCUCGAGGGAUUCCCUCCCCAAGAUGAAGUCAAGACCUGCUUUGUCGAGCACAACCAGGGUGAGGAUGCCGAUCUGACGAUUCUCGAAUUCAUCUCUCGCGACCCGCGAUUCAAGGACGAGAGCCAAGAUCGUAUUUCAUCCGUCUUGGAAGAAGUUGGUUUCACUGCAGGUCCCGAGGGCCGCCAAUCCCACAAAGUCGGUUCUCUUUCGGGAGGAUGGAAGAUGAAGCUUGCUCUUGCCCGAGCUAUGCUUAUGCGCGCAGACGUCUUGCUCUUGGACGAACCUACCAAUCACUUGGAUGUUGCCAACGUCAAGUGGCUUCAAGAGUAUCUCAAGAACCACACCGAGAUCACCAGUUUGAUCGUGUCCCACGACUCCGGUUUCCUCGACGAGGUCUGCACCGACAUCUACCAUUACGAACAAAAGAAGCUCGUUUGCUACAAGGGUAACCUCGCGGCAUUCGUCAAGGUUAAGCCAGAGGCUUCAAGCUACUACACCCUGUCAGCUUCCCAAGUGUCGUUCAAAUUCCCUCCCCCAGGUAUCCUCACUGGUGUCAAGUCCAACACCCGUUCCAUCCUUCGUAUGACGAACUGCACGUAUACAUACCCAGGAUCGUCGAAGCCAUCCCUAUCUGAUGCUUCUUGCAACUUGUCACUCUCCUCCCGUGUCGCCAUCAUUGGCGCAAACGGUGCCGGCAAAUCCACUCUCAUCAAAAUUCUCACUGGUGAAUCGAUCCCCCAGGAGGGCAAGGUCGAGAAGCACCCCAACUUGCGUAUCGGAUACAUCAAGCAGCACGCGUUGGAGCACGUUGAGAUGCAUUUGGAGAAGACGCCAAAUCAGUACCUCCAAUGGCGAUACGCAAACGGUGAUGAUCGCGAGGUAUUGAUGAAGCAGACGCGUGUCUUGACUGCAGAGGACAAGGCUCAACUCGAAACUCCCAUUGACCUUGGAGACGGCAAAGGUCCCCGUAAGAUCGAGGCGCUCAUUGGUCGUCAAAAGUACAAGAAGAGUUUCCAGUAUGAAGUCAAAUGGCUACACAUGCUGCCGAAGUUCAACACUAUGAUCUCUCGUGAGACCCUUCUCGAGAAGGGCUUCCAGAAGAUGAUCCAGGAGUUCGAUGAUCACGAGUCUUCGCGUGAAGGUUUGGGUUACCGUGUCCUGGAGCCCAAGGUCAUCUCCAAGCAUUUCGAGGAUUUGGGCUUGGAUCCUGAGAUUGCCAACCAUAACGAGAUCUCCGGUCUCUCCGGUGGCCAAAAGGUCAAGGUCGUGCUUGCUGGUGCCAUGUGGAACAAUCCCCAUUUGCUUGUGCUUGACGAGCCUACCAAUUUCUUGGACCGUGAUUCUCUUGGUGGUCUUGCCGUGGCUAUUCGCGACUACAAGGGCGGUGUUAUCAUGAUUUCCCAUAACGAAGAGUUCGUGGGUGCGUUGUGCCCUGAGCAGUGGCACGUCGCCGAUGGCCGCGUCACACACAAGGGCCAUCUCGCCGUCUCCAUGGACCGCUUCGAGGACUCCCGUCCCGGCUCCAGUGUUGCCUCAUCCGUUGUGUCUUCGGCCGCGCCUAGCACGAAUGGCACUCCCGUCAUGUCUGACGCCGAAGGCAACAAGGACGACAUGAAGUUCAAGGCCAAGAAGAAGAAGAAGAUGACCCGAGCCCAGCAGAAGGAGCGCGAGGUCAGGCGUAGGCUGCGACACAUCGAAUGGCUCAACAGCCCCAAGGGAACCCCGCAUCCCGUCGACACCGACGACGAGGCAUAAUCGCAAAAUUACGAGAGAAGUAAUUACUGUGUGUUUGUUACGACUGGCAUACUGCGCAGGAUACUUUGCAGAUGGAUCUAUUAGCAUUGAUGGCGUUCACACAUUAUAGAGGGUGCCUUUUCUUUAAAAUAAAGUCGCGCUGCUGGCUGCUUGCGUUCGUUGAGCAUGACAAGGUUUGGAUAACCAUGAAUAAAUAGACGCGUGUAGGUGCCGUUCAGGGGCACGUUGCAAAAAGUUAUUGUUACCUAUUUCCUGUUUAUAGACGAGAAUCAAUAUAUGUCAU
Aaosphaeria arxii CBS 175.79 is the source of this 4016-nucleotide messenger RNA. RefSeq lists its product as uncharacterized. The coding region runs from base 401 to 3733 and encodes 1110 amino acids. The record is from RefSeq and is a predicted model, not a curated record. Gene Ontology annotation, molecular function: ATP binding; ATP hydrolysis activity. The transcript is spliced from 3 exons. Lineage: Eukaryota; Fungi; Ascomycota; Dothideomycetes; Pleosporales.